AUGUACUCUGCCGAGCUCGUCUACGUCGCCCCCUACCUCAUGUCCGCCGAGAAGCGCCGUGAGGUGAACCGCAUCAACAGCGCCGCCUCGUCGCGCAAGAACUCCCUCGCCGACGCCUCGGCCGCCACCUCGGCCGCCCCUUCGCGCGCCGCCUCGCCCACCCGCGAUGGCAGCAGCAAGAAGGAGAAGAAGCAGCACAAGCACGACCAGCUGCAGUCGGCCGUCAAGAUGAGCAUGAACUCGCGCCUCCUCUAA
This is a messenger RNA of Cordyceps fumosorosea ARSEF 2679, 255 nucleotides long. RefSeq lists its product as hypothetical. The coding region runs from base 1 to 255 and encodes 84 amino acids. The transcript has a single exon. The record is from RefSeq and is a predicted model, not a curated record. Lineage: Eukaryota; Fungi; Ascomycota; Sordariomycetes; Hypocreales; Cordycipitaceae.